CAUAACACGAGGCGCACAUGUUUUGCAUUGAAUUACGUUUUGCAAGCGCAUGGAAUGAUUCCAUGAUUAAUGAUGUUUUCGAUAUCAAAGAAAUUGAUAACAAAAUUAACAUAGUAAUUUAUGUUGUUGAAAUGUAAUGUUUAGUAUUUGUCAACCACUGUACAGUAAACAAUUAUAAAAAUAUUAUUAUAUCAUCAUCAUAACCAUGGAGACUGAUGAUCAAGAAGUUAAAGAAGCCGAUGAUGAGAAAACAGAUCCAACGAACGACAAUGACAUUAUUAGAAAUGUUUCAGAGAAGGUUUUGUCUGUCAGAAGUGAAGAAAGUAUUCUUCGCGAAGCGUCAGAGGAAAUUGAAAAUAUUAUAAAAACAAAUGUACAUAUUGAAAAAUCUGAAGAUGUAAAAAAUGACGAAGACCUGAAAAAUAGGAAUGUAAAUAAUGUGCAACGAGUAGAAUUAGAGAAACAGGUUCUGACUGGAGAAAUUACACCGUUUCAAGCAAUUUCAAAGCAAUCUAACUCUUCAAAAUCUGCAGGGUCAUCGGGUAAAUCUUUUCAAUUACUUGACCUUGAAAAAUAUAUUCAACAGCAAGCUGAGCUUGCAAGGCAAAGAAAAGAAUUAAAAGAAAAGUCAAAACUAUCAAAAGAUGGAUGUCAAAAAGUAUCUCCGAAAAAGUCAAAAAUAUCAAAGACUAACCCAAAGGAAUAUAAAAUUGUUGAGCAACCAAAGUUAAAAAGUAGUAAAAGAAAAUUAGUGUCAGAAAAUGAGAAAACCAAAAACUUAAUGCAAAGUUGUAAUUACACUAACAAGACAAAGGAAGUAAAUGAUUCUAACAUAGAAAACAAGCAAUCCAUAAACACAACAAUUUCUUGCAAUGCUUUAAAGGAUAAUACAAAAGAAUUAGUUGAAAAUACAGAUGUAGUUCCUGCAAAUAUAGAAAAUGAUUCUGAUAGUGAAUACAUUCCAAGCGAUGAACAGAUUGAUUCAGAAGAUGAGUCAAGACCAUCUCAGAAGAAGAAAAAAAUUUCUGUAAAACCUGUUCACAAGAAAAGAGUUUUGGAUGAUGGAGAUGAACAAAUAUACAGGCAAAGACUGGAAGAAAGUGGACAUCCAACAUCUGAACCAUUGCAUAAAAUAGACAAUUUAUUUAAAAUUCCUCAGUCUAUAUGGAAAAAACUAUACAAGUAUCAAAAGGUAUCUGUACAGUGGAUGUGGGAAUUGCACUGUCGUAAUCUGGGAGGUCUAUUAGGAGAUGAAAUGGGAUUAGGGAAAACUGUACAAAUUAUUGCAUUUCUUGCAGGACUGGAUUGCAGUGAACUACUUUCUGAUGGUGGAAGGUUCAGAGGAUUAGGACCAAGUAUAAUUGUUUGUCCAGCUACAUUAAUGGAACAAUGGGUAAAACAUUUCCACGAAUGGUGGCCCAUUCUAAGAGUGGUUGUCCUACACCAAUCUGGAACAUAUAAUGGCAAUCUAGAGUACUUGAUACAUUCCCUGGGUUCUGGUGGUAUUUUAAUUACUUCCUAUUCCGGAGUACUCAACCAUAAGGACUUACUCGUAGCCAAUCAAUGGCACUAUGUGAUUCUUGAUGAAGGACAUAAAAUAAGGAAUCCCCAAGCGAAAGUCAGUAAAGCAGUAAAAGAAUUCUCCACUCCGCACAGACUGUUACUAACUGGCAGUCCAAUGCAGAACUCGUUAAAGGAAUUAUGGUCCCUUUUUGACUUCAUUUUGCCAGGUAAAUUAGGCACCUUACCAGCAUUUCUAGAGCACUGUGUUACUCCCAUAACACGAGGAGGAUACGCGAAUGCUAGUCCUCUACAAGAGGCUACCGCACUUCAAGUUGCCACAAUGCUUAAAGAUGCUAUUACACCAUACAUGCUUAGAAGAACGAAAAACGAUGUUCAACAUCAUGUUACUUUACCAGAAAAAAAUGAGCAGGUGUUAUUCUGCAGUCUAACAGAUGAACAGAAGAAAUUAUACAAGAAAUACUUAAGCUCAGAAGAUGUCUCCUUUGUUUUACAUGAAAAAACCCACAUGGAGGGUGGUAGAUAUAGAGCACGAUUGCUGAUAGCACUGUCGGCGCUUAGGAAAAUAUGUAACCAUCCCGACUUGUUUCUGUUUUCAAAUCCAAUCGAAUCUGAUGAGGACAUUGAUGUAUCGGAGGAAUCAUUGGAAAAGUUUGGCUGUUGGAAACGUUCUGGAAAGAUGACGGUAGUUCGUUCUCUUCUUAAAAUUUGGAAGAAGCAGGCCCAUAGGGUACUGUUGUUUACUCAAGGGAGACAAAUGAUGCAUAUAUUAGAGUCUCUAGUGCAAAGUGAAGAUUAUAAAUAUUUGAGGAUGGAUGGAACUACACCCAUGUCACAGCGACAAGAGAUAAUUCGUUUAUUUAAUAAUGACUCUUCAUACUUCGCAUUUCUAUUAACUACUCGUGUUGGAGGGUUAGGAGUGAAUUUAACAGGAGCGAAUCGAGUAAUUAUUUAUGAUCCAGACUGGAACCCAGCAACUGAUGCUCAAGCCAGAGAACGUGCUUGGAGAAUAGGUCAAAAUAAAAGGGUCACCGUUUAUAGGCUUAUUACAGCUGGUACUAUAGAAGAGAAGAUAUACCAUAGGCAAAUAUUCAAACUGCUUCUCUCUAAUAAAGUUCUGGAAGACCCUCGUCAACGAAGAUUGUUCAAAACGUCUGACUUAGUUGAACUCUUUAAUUUGAAUGAAUCCAUCGACGGACAUUCAAGCGAAUCCGAUCUCUUAUUCCGAGACUCUAAACUGACGCCAACGGUUGCUAAAUUUUCGACAAGUAAGAUUGAGAAAAUGCGGAAAUUAGCAGUCACGCUUAGUAAAAACAUAAGCAAACAAACUCUUACUCCUGCAUCUACAAUACAGAGUACUACUGCCUCAGAGAGUAAUUGCAUGCAAAAUGAUAAUAGUGAACAGGAUGAUUUGAAAGGUACCGAUCGUUGUACCAUAACAGAAGAGAAGAAUAAAAGUUCACCUCACGAACAAAAUGAAGAAACAUCUCGGAUUCAAAUGAAUGCAGAAUCCAAUGUAAAGAAAAAACGAAGCUUAGAGAAUGACGAAGACAAUUCACCAGAAAAGACAGUCAAUGAUAAUAGUGAAGUUGAAAGUAAAACGAAUUGUUUAGACGUUGAUACUGGAACAGAGGUAGAAUCUAGGAAUGAUGUAGGAAGUUCAUCCUGUAAUGAUUUAAAUAUAACGGAGGCCUCAGAAAAUUCAUGUAAAACAAGUAAAGCGACUUCUUUGAAUAAUAAUGAAGACAUCAGAUUAAAAUCACAUAAAUCACAUCAUAAGCAUAAGAGGAAAAAGAAAAAUUCUUCAACAGAAGGUAGUGAAGUUUCUGCCAUAUUUGAGGGAGAACGUGUUUCACAUUUAAUUGGCCGUCGUCUUGGACGGUCCGAGAAAGAUGAAGUUACACCGUCCGAAGAUGAUCAGUACGUGCUGAAGAAACUAUUUGCCAAAGCAAAUGUUACUUCUGCUUUCCAACAUGAAACAGUAUUAUCGAACUCAGGAUGUAAUCCAGAUAAUAACCCAAUGCAACGGUUAGCCCGAGAAACAGCUCAAGAAAGUAUGGAAAGCAUACGUAAAUCUCGGAAAUGGUGUUGGAGACCUACAUGGGAUUCUUCAUCUAAAACAGACGACUGAUUUCUUUUUAUGUAACGUGUUAUUACAUCGUACUUGGUAUUUAAAUUCAAUGUAAGUUAUAGUUUGUUAAAUGUUGAAUUCUUUUAUUUUAUAAUCUUUAAUUUUCCAGUUGGUACAAAUAAUAUAAUAAGAAAAGAACAUUUUGAUCUACAAACAUUUGAUAUAUCACAAUAAUUCAGAUGAACAUGUUAUAUUUAAUUUGAAGAUAUUUUUCGAAAACAAAGACAUUAUAUUUUCAUUUUGUAAUCGUGUUUGAAGUAAUUUUUUAUUUAUGAAAGUUUCUUUCUAAACUAAAUAUUAGUGAGAUAAUGGAAAUAUCUCAAACACUUACUGAUUUAUAGAGAAAUAAAUAUAAAAACAAUGAUUACUCUAAUAGUGAAAAUAAUUAUUACCAUUUUCAGUUAUUUAAAUUAUUCCAAUAAUAUCAAAUAACUAUAUUCCUUUGGUAUACAACUCAUUAUUUAAUUUUUAUGUUUAAUAGAAUGAUAAUUAUGAAGGCAAGUUCCUUCCAGAAAAUUUUGUUUAAACACCUUUCGUCAAAAGGUUUUAUAUAUUAUAUAUGUAAACAAUAAACAUUAUACGUAAAUAUAUAUUU
Molecule: messenger RNA, 4247 nt
Organism: Nomia melanderi (Alkali bee)
Lineage: Eukaryota; Metazoa; Arthropoda; Insecta; Hymenoptera; Halictidae
Source: RefSeq, a predicted model, not a curated record